CUUAUCCUCGUCAAUUUGGUAAUGUCAACGAAAAUUAGGGUUCCGGAAGGAGUGUCGCCUUCUUCGAUUCAGGCCUCGAAGGAGAAGGAGAUGAAGACGUACAAUCCAGAACCUUGUUCGACGGGCGGAAGCGGAAUCAGCUCCGUGGACCCCGACGGCAAACCAGUACAGCAGAAGCGGAAGGAGAUAAUGGCACGGCUGGCGUUAAUAGAAAGGGAGUAUCAUAGCAAAUCCAAGAAGCAGGCGACACGACAUCCACUACCACCAGAAGAGGAUAAUCCGUUAGAAGAGGAGGAGAAUCUAGAUCCUCCUCCUCCACCACCAGAAGAGGAUAGUCCACCAGAUCCACGAGAAGACAAUCUAGGCCCUCUACCAGAUUUCUUAAAGAAGGAUUUGUCUAGGAUGUUCUCUAUCCCUUAUGGCGGUUGCAAUAAGCAUAAAUGGCUGGAGUACUUUCGGGUGAUGCAUAACAGUCGGGGAUUUGACAUAGACACCCAAUCCGUUCCGGAGAAGGAUGAUACUCCAAUAAUCAAACCUUGUGACUUGAGGAAACAUAAAAUUCGUAAUUCCAUCUUUCGGAUGUCACAGCAUUGCAUUAACCUCUUCAACACGCCACGGGAAGGCGACCCUGUUAAGAUGAUGUACCGGAGUGUUAGAGUUGAGAAGGCCACUCGUGCCCAUCGUUCUUAUGACUUCACCAAAGAAUCUGAUGGGAUCUUUCCCAUUCCAGGGCAGUUCAGCGACGCAUAUCCUAAUAGCUUUCCUCGGGUUGAGUAUUAUUUUAUCACCUUCGUGGCGACUUCUGUUGAUGCUGAUGACGGCGAGGUAACGUUUCUAGGUGAGUAUGUUGUUUAUCCUCCUCGUUGUGUACAGAAGUCAAUGGCCGUGUUUUGCCAGAUGAAAGAUAUGGUCUUUGAGGAUUGGGAGAAGGUGAAGUAUACCUCUAGAUGCCGACUUCCUUGCUGUAGCUCUACCGACCAGUUUGGUGGUGUCACCCCUUUGCUGAGCGUCCCUCCUCACCCACGCUUUGUGAAGUUUGUGUCUUGAAACUCCUCUUCUUCUAGGGGCUGUGAUGUGAUUACGUGGUGAACUAGUAAAUUAUGUGCUACAAUGAAUGUGAUUGUGUUGAACUAGUCGUAUUUAGUGUUCAUUAACCAAACUAAUAAUUGUUCUCUAGCGCAAACAUAAGACCUGUGUGGAUAAGCCCGAUUCAAUCUGACUGGGUUCAUCUUUUCCUGUUUAGUUGUAAUGGUGACUAGCAGCUUUUUUACCUCUACAACAAUGCAGGGCAUAAACUCAUCUUCACAUCUCAUCUUCCAAGCCAAAAACAACAAAGAGAGAAAUGCUAACCUCCUUUACCAACUAGGCGACAUCAAACCCCCUAAAGUUAAAGUGGAUUCAUCAAUUUGGACCUUCUAACGACGUCAGAGCAAUAUAACAACUAAAAUAUUCUUCUGUUCAAAGAAACUUUAACUUACAAACUUUACCCAAAAACAUAGAUUCACCAAAUCAAAACCAAAGGCAACAAGAAGAAAAAGAAAAGAAAACAAGUAUCCAGGUCAUGUCCUGAAUUAUGAAACCCCCAGUAAGACGGAU
Molecule: messenger RNA, 1596 nt
Organism: Oldenlandia corymbosa var. corymbosa
Lineage: Eukaryota; Viridiplantae; Streptophyta; Magnoliopsida; Gentianales; Rubiaceae
Source: the annotation of a GenBank genome assembly